AAAAACAAAACAAGAUGGCGGAUUUUCUGAAAAAGGGUUCGGAGCUGCAAACCAUAGCUAAAUCAGUUAAAAAUAAAUCUACAAAUAAAUAAAUACUGUAAUUAGUUAGGUUGGCAAACGAACCACUGUCAAACAUUUAAAUAGUAUUUGUUUGUUUUGAAUAAUUUUGUGUUUUCUCCUGUUGCUGUAUAACGACCGUAUUGGUAACUUUGGAAGCUUAUGCCUGCCUAUACCAUAACCCCACCGCCACCAUGGAGCACUCUGUUCACCAUGUUGACGUCAGUAAACAGCUGGUCUCCACAACGCCAUACGUCUGUCAUCUGCUCGGUACAGUUGAAUCUGGGAUUCAUCUGUGAAGAGUACACUUCUCCAGUGUGCCAGUGGCCAUCGUUGCCACCAUGGCGGAGGAGCGGAGGCCGAAGCAGUGCACUGUGGUUCUUCCCACUGAGUCCAUGAAGGCCAUGGCAGAGUCCAUAGGAGUGGGGCAGCUACAGGAGGAGAGCUGUGCCGCCCUGAGCGAGGAGGUCAGCUACAGAAUAAAGGAGAUCGCCCAGGACGCGUUGAAGUUUAUGCACCACGGAAAGAGACGUAAACUGACGACAAGCGACAUAGAUCAUGCUCUUAAACUGAAGAAUGUAGAGCCUCUGUAUGGGUUCCAGUCGCAGGAGUUCAUCCCGUUCCGCUUUGCCAGCGGAGGAGGGAGGGAGCUUCACUUCUACGAGGAGAAGGAGGUGGACCUUAGUGACAUCAUCAACACACCCCUCCCUAGAGUCCCACUUGAUGUUUCACUCAAAGCUCACUGGUUAAGUAUUGAAGGUGUCCAGCCUGCUAUACCAGAAAACCCACCCCCAGCCCCCAAAGAGCAGCAGAAGGCUGAGUCUACAGAGCCCCUCAAGGUAGUCAAGCCUGGUCAGGAGGAGGAGGGCUCCAUCCAGAAGGGCCAGGGAGCUAUAUCUGCAGAGGCUAAAGGUAAGAAGGAGGGUCUGAUGAGGAUGAAGCCCCGCAGUACUCACGAGCUCUCAGUGGAACAGCAGCUCUACUACAAGGAGAUCACGGAGGCCUGCGUCGGGUCCUGUGAGGCCAAGAGAGCUGAGGCUCUACAGAGUAUUGCUACAGACCCUGGGCUCUACCAGAUGCUCCCCAGAUUCAGCACAUUUAUCUCUGAGGGGGUCCGUGUGAACGUGGUGCAGAACAACCUGGCCCUGCUCAUCUACCUGAUGAGGAUGGUCAAGGCCCUCAUGGACAACCCCACACUCUACCUAGAGAAAUAUCUGCAUGAGUUGAUCCCAGCGGUGGUGACGUGUAUAGUGAGUAAGCAGCUGUGUUUGCGGCCUGACGUGGACAACCACUGGGCUCUGAGGGACUUCGCUGCCCGUCUGAUGGCCCAGAGCUGUAAGACCUUCAGCACCACCACCAACAACAUCCAGUCACGCAUCACCAAGACCUUCACCAAGAGCUGGUUGGAUGAGAAGACCCAGUGGACGACACGGUAUGGCUGCAUCGCUGGACUGUCUGAACUAGGACCUGACGUGAUCAAGACGUUGAUCCUGCCCAGGCUCACUGUAGAAGGAGCUCGUAUCAAAGCUGUGUCUGAGGGACCUGUGGUCUCCAACAUCGAUAAGAUAGGAGCAGACCACGUCCAAAGCCUUCUACUGAAACACUGUGCCAGCGUUAUCGCCAAGACUCGUCCCCUGCCUGACAACAUGGAGCAGUACCGGGCAGACUACGGUUACCUGGGGCCUACGCUCUGUUCCCACGUGGUUAAGGCCCGGGCCCAGGCAGCACUACAGGCCCAGCAGGUCAACAGAACCACACUCACCAUCACACAGCCUCGGCCCACCCUAACGGUGUCUCAGAGCGGGAUAGGAGGGUCGGGGGGGUCCCGUUCCCCCAGCAUCAUCAAGGUUCCCAGCUCCCUCACCCUCAUGUCCACCCGACCAGGCACCCCAACACAGCCAUCGCCACCGGCAACCAAGUACAUCGUCAUGGCAACCAGUGCAGGGGCUUCCUCCACCCAGCAGGUGAUCACCUUGAGUUCCUCCUCGGGCUCCUCGGUAACCAGCACGGUUGCCAGCGCUACCUCCACCCUGCAGCCUCUGGUCAAGCUGGAGUCCAGAGCGGCCAGCGGCCUCGGGGGGUCGCGACCCCUCCAGAAGUACAUUGUGGUGUCUCUCCCCACGUCCGCCUCUUCCUCCCUGGAGAGUAAGAGUGGCAUGCUCCCCCCCUCCUCUUCCUCUACCUCUCCCAUCUCGCUGGAGGCCGGGAUGAAGAUGGAUCGCUCAGACUCUCCCGGGGCCAGCACACAGUCCCCGCACUAAGAUACUGGUUGCGUCCCAAAUGGCACCCUACUCCCUAUAUAGUGCGCUACUUUUGACCAGGGCUCAUAGGGCACUGUUAAAAAGUAGUCCAGGAUCCAUAGGGCUCUUGUCAAAAGGAGUGCACUAUAUGAGGAAUAGGGUGCCAUUUGCGACGCAGACACUGGCUUGUAAUUGGCUUAGGGUGGUCAGACAGCCCUCUGAUUGGAUGUUGAUGGUGAUAAUGAGAGAUACCUCUACCUCUCUGAUAGGACAGAGAUUAGGUGCCUGAAGAGGGAGGAAGGGAUUACUUUUGGGAGCCGUGGUGGAAACUAGCAACUUCUGAGUCUAGAGUAGCAGAAGAAUUGUCAGAAAAGGGGGAUAUUAUGCGAAAGUGAUUGAUAGAGACCAGAUGGGAUGGCGGGAGGAGUGGAUGGAUGGGUGCAUGCAGUAAAGUGCACAAAUCAUAUCUCUUUUCUUAUUGUACAUACAUUCACACGUGUCUAAAAGCUGUGUGGGCAUUUAUAAUGGUUCAACCAACAUUCUAAUUGAUUUUAUGUUCCUUUUUUACACUAUAAUAAACCUGAUUUUGUAAUGA
Oncorhynchus tshawytscha (Chinook salmon) is the source of this 2892-nucleotide messenger RNA. It is a transcript of the gene taf6, whose product is annotated as TAF6 RNA polymerase II, TATA box binding protein (TBP)-associated factor. Gene Ontology annotation, molecular function: protein heterodimerization activity; transcription coactivator activity; RNA polymerase II general transcription initiation factor activity. Gene Ontology annotation, cellular component: SLIK (SAGA-like) complex; SAGA complex; transcription factor TFIID complex. The transcript is spliced from 16 exons. Gene Ontology annotation, biological process: transcription initiation at RNA polymerase II promoter; RNA polymerase II preinitiation complex assembly. Lineage: Eukaryota; Metazoa; Chordata; Actinopteri; Salmoniformes; Salmonidae. The record is from RefSeq and is a predicted model, not a curated record. The coding region runs from base 399 to 2318 and encodes 639 amino acids.